AUGGCUCAAGCUAGUCAGCCCAUGAAACCGCCCAAGGGCCACUUUUUCUUGGCGGGGCGUACCUUUCCGAGGGUAAAGUGGUGGAAGAGGCCGAACAUGCGCCUCUUGUAUUUCUAUAUUGCAGUCUUGAUUGCGACCAAUACAGCCAACGGCUUUGAUAACUCUAUGAUGAACGGCCUGCAAACUCUGUCUUAUUGGCAGGACUAUUUCAAUCAUCCCCAAGGACCUACUCUUGGCCUAUUCAACUGCGUUAUGAGUGUUGGAGCAUUGACUGGACUGCUGAUUCUACCGUUCAUGUUGGAUCGGUUUGGGCGAAAGCCAUGCCUGGUGUUUGGGUCGAUGUUCAUGCUUCUUGGUGUCGCCCUGCAGUCUGGCUCCAUCAACUUUUCCAUGUUUGUAGGUGCUCGGUAUAUACUGGGAUUCGGCGACAUUAUUGUCAUUUGCACAGCUCCAAUGCUCAUUACAGAGAUUGCACCUGCCCAAGAUCGAGCAAUCUUGGUAACAAUUGCAGGUGCAACUUAUCAUUCCGGCGCGUUUAUCGCAGCUUGGACUACAUACGGUACCUUGAAGAUUCAGAGCGAAUGGUCCUGGAGAGCACCGAGCUUAAUCCAAGGACUCUUUACUCUCUUGAUGCUUGCCGUUGUUUGGUGGAUCCCGGAAAGCCCAAGAUACUAUGUCUCAAAAGAUCAACCGGAGAAGGGACUCCAGAUUUUAGUACACUACCACGCCGAAGGAAACGAGGCGGACGAAGUUGUUCAAUUGGAGUUUACGGAGAUCACUACUGCGCUCGCCAUGGAGAAGAACUCAGAGCAUUCCAGCUCCUAUGUGGACUUUGUGCGAACCGCAGGAAACCGAAAACGACUCCUGAUUGUCGCCUCCUUUGGCCUCUUUGCUCAAUGGAGUGGCAAUGGCCUGGUCAGUUACUAUCUUGUUUUGAUUAUGGACAGCAUCGGGAUUACAGACGCCAACAAGCAGUUGCUGAUCAAUGGCGCAUUAACUUCAUUCAACCUCGUCACAAAUCUGUUUUUCAGCUUUUUCGUCGACGACUGGGGUAGACGACCUAUCAUGCUGGUCAGCUCUGCUGGAAUGCUUGUCUCAUUUGUGAUCUGGACAGCACUGUCAGCAAAGUACGACGCACAUGCUAGCUCAAGUCUCGGUUCCGGCGUCCUAGGGAUGAUUUUCAUCUAUUACCUGUUCUAUAACCUCAAGUCGGGUCUGAUUGCCAGCUAUACAACUGAAAUCCUUCCCUAUUCUAUGCGGGCCAAGGGAUACACGAUCAUGGAAUUCGCCAUGUACAUCGCGCUAUUCUUUAACCAAUAUGUGAACCCCAUCGCACUUGACAAUCUUCACUGGCGGUAUUAUAUCUUCUACUGCUGCUUUUUGGCGGUGGAAGUUGUUGUGAUCUGGUUCUUCUAUUUGGAGACUCGGUAUGUUCCGUUGGAGGAAAUCACCAAGUUAUUCGAUGGCGACGAUGUUGCAGCUGCGACCAAUGUGGAGAUGGAAAAGGCCUGGGAGUCAGGCAAGGGCUUCACCACCGCGGUGCAUAUCGAGGGUGCAGACUGA
Messenger RNA from Penicillium daleae, 1563 nucleotides. RefSeq lists its product as uncharacterized. The record is from RefSeq and is a predicted model, not a curated record. Gene Ontology annotation, molecular function: carbohydrate:proton symporter activity. Gene Ontology annotation, biological process: transmembrane transport; carbohydrate transport. The coding region runs from base 1 to 1563 and encodes 520 amino acids. NCBI's taxonomy places the organism in Eukaryota, Fungi, Ascomycota, Eurotiomycetes, Eurotiales, Aspergillaceae. Gene Ontology annotation, cellular component: membrane. The transcript has 4 exons.